AUGCGAAAAACAAACACAAAAAAAACAAGAAAAAGAGAAAAAAAGUUGUGUGUGUGUGUGUGUGUGUGUGUGUGUGUGUGUGUGUGUGUGUGUGUGUGUGUGUGUGUGUGUGUGUGUGUGUGUGUGUGUGUGUGUGUGUGUGUGUGUGUGUGUGUGUGUGUGUGUGUGUGUGUGUGUGUGUGUGUGUGUGUGUGUGUGUGUGUGUGUGUGUGUGUGUGUGUGUGUGUGUGUGUUCACCGAAUAAGCUCUCAUUCGGCGAGCUCCUUCAGCAAGCUCUCACUCGACAAGCUCUCACCGGGCAAGCUCUCACUCGACAAGCUCUCACUCGACAAGCUCUCACUCGACAAGCUCCCCUCAGGUUUUUUCAUGCUGUGCGUCUGCUCGUAUGAGUGA
Messenger RNA from Monosiga brevicollis MX1, 393 nucleotides. RefSeq lists its product as uncharacterized. The transcript has a single exon. The coding region runs from base 1 to 393 and encodes 130 amino acids. The record is from RefSeq and is a predicted model, not a curated record. NCBI's taxonomy places the organism in Eukaryota, Choanoflagellata, Craspedida, Salpingoecidae.